Molecule: messenger RNA, 927 nt
Organism: Fusarium keratoplasticum
Lineage: Eukaryota; Fungi; Ascomycota; Sordariomycetes; Hypocreales; Nectriaceae
Product: 4-nitrophenylphosphatase
Exons: 4
Coding region: 1-927 (308 amino acids)
Molecular function (GO): alkaline phosphatase activity; phosphoglycolate phosphatase activity
Source: RefSeq, a predicted model, not a curated record
AUGUCGAACCCAAAAUAUCUCACCGGCGAUGCUGCCGCCGUCAAUGAGUUCAUCGACAAGUUUGAUGUCUUUUUGCUCGACUGUGAUGGUGUCUUGUGGUCCGGCGAUCAUGUGUAUGAUGGAAUUCCCGAGACCAUCGCCCUCCUGAGGUCAAAAGGAAAGAGGACCGUCUUCGUCACAAAUAACUCCACAAAGUCUCGCGAUGAGUACCUCAAGAAGCUCACCAACCUGGGCAUCCCCAGUGAGAAGGACGAUGUCUUUGGUUCCAGCUACUCUGCCGCCAUCUACAUCUCCCGCAUCCUGAAGCUCCCCGAGGGCAAGCACAAGGUCUUCAUCAUUGGCGAGGCCGGCAUCGAGAAGGAACUUGAGUCUGAAGGCAUUGCUCAUGUCGGCGGUACGGACGAGGCCUUUAGACGGGACAUCACCCCCCAGGACUUCAAGGGUAUUGCUGACGGCUCCCUGCUCGACCCUGAGGUUGGCGUUGUGCUGUGUGGUCUCGACUUUCACGUCAACUACCUCAAGCUCGCGCAUGCCAUGCACUAUGUCAAGCGAGGUGCCAUCUUCCUCGCCACCAACACAGACUCGACGCUGCCCAUGCACCAUGACUUCUUCCUCGGAGCUGGUUCAUGCCACUACCCCGUUGUUCACGCAACAGGACAGACGCCCCUGGCUCUAGGCAAGCCUAGCCAGGCCAUGAUUGACGCUGUCGAGGGCAAGUUCCAGCUCAACCGCGCCCGGACAUGCAUGGUUGGCGACAGGCUUAACACCGACAUCAAGUUCGGCAUUGAGGGAAAACUCGGUGGAACGCUGCACGUGUUGACUGGUGUGCACAAGAAGGCGGACUGGGAAAAGGAAGAUGCCAUUGCUGUUCCUUCCUUCUAUGCCGAUAAACUGAGCGACCUCUUGUUGUCGGCCGAGAAAAACUAG